AAAUUUAAAUUAAAAAUCAACGAAAUACGACUUUAGUUUGUUUUUUUACAGAACAAAAUAAAUAUUUAUUGGAUCUGAAUGAUCUGAUGAACAUUUUUCAAAAAAUUCAGUUUCGUUUCGUGUUUUCAAAUUUCUAAACCUGACUGCAUAUUUUGCAUUUCUCAUUUUCCCUCCAAAUUCAAAAAUUCAAAAAUGACUGAUAACUUGAUAAGAAUUUCCAGGAAUUGUGAUAAUUGAAAAUGAAAAAUUGAAAAUGCGUGUGUUACAAUAAAAUAAUUGCAUCGGUUGAAGUUUUAUUUCCAUCUUCGCUCACAAGCUUCGACAAUACAGAAAUAGACUUCCUCCAUAACAUGGACAGCAUGGCUACGAACAUUUUGGAUGAAACUCUGAAAACCGAGACUUAUAGUAUGGAUGUAGAUAUGAUUGAUACUGGGAAACACACUUCGAAUCUUACAAUGUUAUUUACUCACCUAAAAACCGAAACUGAUAUGGAUGCGAUGAAUGCUUCGGAUCGUUCAAAAUUAUUAGAUCAAGGGUUAAGCGUUGUGAUAGCUGAUAAACUCGACGAUAUUUUCAAGACCGGUAAAUUGACGUUCGCUGAUCUCGAUAAACAUGCCAUCAAAACUUUGAAAGAAUUCCCUACCGACGGAGCUCUGGAAGUAUUAUCAGAGUUCGCCCAGUCCAAUGUUGGCAAUAUAUGGUUUAAAUCUGCCUAUCUGUGCGGUAUGCUGAAAAAGUACAUUGUGAAUAAGGAAACUUUCACGAUCAAUCCUGCUAGUGCUACCGAAAGACUCGACGAACAAAAUAGAAAUGCGUCUGGGUGCUCGAAAGAUGAAAAAACAUAUCAGGAAAAACACGAUGGUCUGCCUUCAGAUUCGAAAGGUUCGGAAGGACUCAAAUGUCGUACCAGUUCCAAAACGAUGACGAAAAUCCAGAAAAAUGAGACCAAAUAUCCAGGAAAACUUGGCAAAGAAUAUUUUUUAGUUGACAAAUACCGCAAGGAAUGGCACCGCAUGAAGGAAUUGUACGCCAAAGCUUCAACUACAGAGGUGCAAGUUGAACACUUGAAGUCGUAUAUCGAUGUACAGGCAAAGUAUUACAAACAUUUCACCAAUUACUAUCGAUUAACACGAGAACGUGAUCUGAAAAAACUGAAAGAAUUACAAGCUAAACUCGGCUGUUGAAUUUGUGGAAUUAAUACGUUUAUAGUUACCUAAGUCAUGUUCCAUUAGCAUUACCGAUAAAAAUAAUCAUGUAUUUAUAAGUAUAAUAUGUACCUAUUUCAUUUCUUUCGUUAUUUUUUUUAAUAAACUUUUUUGACAAAA
This is a messenger RNA of Planococcus citri (citrus mealybug), 1325 nucleotides long. RefSeq lists its product as uncharacterized. Lineage: Eukaryota; Metazoa; Arthropoda; Insecta; Hemiptera; Pseudococcidae. The transcript is spliced from 7 exons. The record is from RefSeq and is a predicted model, not a curated record. The coding region runs from base 351 to 1184 and encodes 277 amino acids.